ACGGCGCCAAAAUUGGCACAAAAAAAACUCACAGCAGCUGUAAACAUUGCCGAUCAUAGCGUCGCGUCGAAGAUCUUUCGCGUUUGCAUUUCGUUUAGAUAGACACGGCGGCAAGAGCUCAGUUUAGAGUACAAUUAUGGAUGUUGCAGAUGCACAAAUCGGACAGCUACGCGUCAAAGACGAGGUGGGCAUACGCACCCAGAAGUUGUUCCAAGAUUUCCUGGAGGAGUUCAAGGAGGAUGGCGAAAUCAAGUACACAAGUCCGGCCGCCAAUUUGGAGUCGCCCGAUCGCUGCACGCUCGAGGUGAGCUUCGAGGAUGUGGAGAAGUACGACCAGAACCUGGCCACGGCCAUCAUCGAGGAGUACUACCACGUCUACCCGUUCCUCUGCCAGUCGGUGUCCAACUACGUGAAGGACCGCAUUGGCCUCAAGACGAACAAGGACUGCUAUGUGGCCUUCACGGAGGUGCCGACGCGCCACAAGGUGCGCGACCUGACCACCUCGAAGAUCGGUACCCUCAUCCGCAUCUCCGGCCAGGUGGUGCGCACCCAUCCCGUGCACCCCGAGCUCGUUUCGGGCACGUUCAUGUGCCUGGACUGCCAGACCGAGAUCCGCAACGUGGAGCAGCAGUUCAAGUUCACCAAUCCCACCAUCUGCCGCAAUCCGGUGUGCGCAAACCGUCGCCGCUUCAUGCUCGAUGUGGAGAAGAGUCUCUUCCUCGACUUCCAGAAGAUCCGCAUCCAGGAGACGCAGGCGGAGCUGCCCCGCGGCUGCAUACCGCGCGCCGUCGAGAUCAUUCUCCGCUCCGAGCUGGUGGAAACCGUCCAGGCCGGCGAUCGCUACGACUUCACCGGCACUCUCAUCGUGGUGCCCGAUGUCAGUGUGCUGGCCAUGCCCGGCACAAAGGCCGAGUCCAGCUCCCGUCACAAGCCCGGCGAGGGCAUGGAGGGCGUCACCGGGCUGAAGGCGCUCGGCAUGCGCGAACUCAACUACCGCAUGGCCUUCCUGGCGUGCAGCGUCCAGGCCACAACGGCGCGCUUCGGCGGCACCGAUCUGCCCAUGUCCGAGGUCACCGCCGAGGACAUGAAGAAGCAGAUGACGGACGCCGAGUGGCACAAGAUCUACGAGAUGUCGAAGGACCGCAAUCUGUACCAGAACCUCAUCACCUGCCUCUUCCCCUCCAUCUACGGCAACGACGAGGUGAAGCGCGGCAUUCUGCUCCAACUGUUCGGGGGCGUGGCCAAGACCACCAUCGAGAAGACCUCGCUGCGUGGCGACGUCAACGUGUGCAUUGUCGGCGAUCCCAGCACGGCCAAGUCGCAGUUCCUCAAGCAGGUGUCGGACUUCUCCCCGCGCGCCAUCUACACCUCGGGCAAGGCCUCCUCUGCGGCGGGUCUGACGGCCGCUGUGGUGCGCGACGAGGAGAGCUUUGACUUUGUGAUCGAGGCGGGCGCCCUGAUGCUGGCCGACAACGGCAUCUGCUGCAUCGACGAGUUCGACAAGAUGGAUCUGCGCGAUCAGGUGGCCAUCCACGAGGCCAUGGAGCAGCAGACCAUCUCGAUUGCGCGCGCCGGCGUCCGGGCCACGCUGAAUGCCCGCACCUCGAUUCUGGCCGCCGCCAAUCCCAUCAACGGGCGCUACGAUCGAUCCAAGAGCCUGCAGCAGAACAUUCAGCUCUCGGCGCCGAUCAUGUCGCGCUUCGACUUGUUCUUCAUCCUCGUGGACGAGUGCAACGAGGUGGUGGACUAUGCCAUUGCCCGCAAGAUUGUCGAUCUCCACUCGAACAUCGAGGAGUCCGUGGAGCGGGCCUACAGCCGCGAGGAGGUGCUGCGCUACGUCACAUUCGCGCGCCAGUUCAAGCCGGUCAUUGGCAAGGAGGCCGGCAAGAUGCUGGUCGAGAACUACGGCCAUCUGCGGCAGCGGGACACUGGCACCGCUGGCCGCAGCACCUGGCGCAUCACCGUGCGCCAGCUGGAGUCCAUGAUCCGGCUGAGCGAGGCCAUGGCCAAGCUGGAGUGCUCGAAUCGAGUGCUGGAGCGGCACGUCAAGGAGGCCUUCCGCCUGCUGAACAAGUCCAUCAUCCGCGUGGAGCAGCCCGACAUUCACUUGGACGACGACGAGGAUCUGGACGUGGACGAUGGCAUUCAGCAUGACAUGGAUGCGGAGAACAACGGAGCGGCGGCCAACACUGACGCGGAUGCCUCCACAGACACUGCCGGCGGCGCCACCGUCCAGAAGAAGUUCACCCUCUCGUUCGAGGACUACAAGAACCUGUCCACCAUGCUGGUGCUGCACAUGCGCGGCGAGGAGGCGCGCUGCGAGGUCGAGGGCAGCGACUCGGGCAUGAAGCGCAGCGAUGUGGUCACCUGGUACCUGGAGCAGGUUGCGGACCAAAUCGAGUCCGAGGACGAGCUCAUCUCGCGCAAGAACCUCAUCGAGAAGCUAAUCGAUCGCCUCAUCUACCACGAUCAGGUCAUCAUUCCCCUCAAGACAUCGAAUCUGGCCAGCUUCCGGCCCGGAGCAGAAGAGCCAGUGGACAAUGAUCCACUGCUCGUGGUGCAUCCCAACUAUGUCGUGGAGUAAACCCAAACCCACAUCCAAGCACAUCCAUUAUUAAUCGUAUCUUAGUAUUUCCCUUCCGCUUCUCCUUUUCUUUGUUGCACCUUUAAAUGUAAGUCACAGCCCAACCAACGCACACAAACAAUCUUAAGUUUAGUCUGUAAGUUUUCAGGAUUUGCAUUGGCUGCUGGCUCGUCCUCGGACGUGCGAAGCGCUGCACCGAUUCUUGAAUUUUUGUUUCUGCCUAAUAAAUGUUUACACCGAUAAGCGAC
This is a messenger RNA of Drosophila guanche, 2832 nucleotides long. It is a transcript of the gene Mcm6, whose product is annotated as DNA replication licensing factor Mcm6. The coding region runs from base 137 to 2584 and encodes 815 amino acids. The transcript has a single exon. The record is from RefSeq and is a predicted model, not a curated record. Gene Ontology annotation, biological process: double-strand break repair via break-induced replication; mitotic DNA replication; DNA replication initiation. Gene Ontology annotation, cellular component: MCM complex; nucleus. Lineage: Eukaryota; Metazoa; Arthropoda; Insecta; Diptera; Drosophilidae. Gene Ontology annotation, molecular function: ATP binding; single-stranded 3'-5' DNA helicase activity; single-stranded DNA binding.